Molecule: messenger RNA, 1758 nt
Organism: Gadus chalcogrammus (walleye pollock)
Lineage: Eukaryota; Metazoa; Chordata; Actinopteri; Gadiformes; Gadidae
Gene: cdv3
Product: carnitine deficiency-associated gene expressed in ventricle 3
Exons: 5
Coding region: 269-952 (227 amino acids)
Cellular component (GO): cytoplasm
Source: RefSeq, a predicted model, not a curated record
CACUUCCGGGCGGCAGGGGAAGUUGUUCCGGUACAGAGAGACUCUAUCCAUCGCAUGGUCCAUGCGAUUCACUGGUGCAGCUGUUACCUUAUUCCCAAAGCAAACACGUUGAACACGUAUAAUUUCUUUCAAAAACCCCAAAUUGACUAGCCGAGUGAGAACUCUCCGGGUUUUAUCUGGUUUUAUCAGCUGUCGCGACUUCCGGUUGUUGAUAUCUCCCAUCGCUGUGAGAGCUAACUAGCGGUAGCGGCGUUGCUUUAGGGGGAAAAUGGCGGAUGUAGCGGAGAAGAGCCUGGACGAUUUCUUUGCCAAAAGGGAUAAAAAGAAGAAGAAAGAGAAGACGAAGACCAAAGAGUCGACUCCGGUCCCCACCCAGACCGUCCUGGUAAAAAAGAUAAAGAAAGAAAAGGAAAAAUCUGCCAAAAAUGAGAACCCAGACGCGCCCGUUGAGAAGGACGAGGAGUGGAAGGAGUUCGAACAGAAGGAGGUAGACUACAGCGGCCUGCGGCUCCAAGCUCUACAGAUCAGUGACGAAAGAGAGGAGGAGGAGUACGAGAAGGAGGAGGUGGGUGAGGAUGGAGAGAUCAUCCUGGUCAGUGGAGACAAAAUGUCCGGACCCUGGAACAAGUCCGGUGCCCAACCCCAGCCCGCUGCACCCGUGGAAGAGGAGGAGGUGCCAGAGUCGAAGCCCAGCGGGGUGUACCGCCCCCCGGGGGCACGGCUGACCAGCAACAAACGAGGCCCCGCCCAUGGGCCCCCUGAGAUCUACAGCGACACCCAGUUUCCCUCUCUGAUGGCCACAUCCAAGCACGUGGAGACGCGCAAAGACCGGGAGUUAGAGAAGACCUUUGAGGUGGUGAAGCACAAAACCCGCGGCAGAGAAGAAGGCGGCGGAGCUACUCAGCAGCAACUGCAGCUCGACAACCAGUACGCCAUCUUGGGGGAUAAGUAGAGCUGCCCCCUUUUGAAACCCCGCCCCCUCCCUCAUAGGGUGGUCCGGCCCUGCCCCCCAAAGAAGGAAGAUGAACUCUAGCCAGCCAUGUACAAUGCAGUCCUGACAACUUUUGCGCUGCCACCGUCUAACACAAACACUCAUACACGCACACACACUCUUACACACACACUCUGUCCUACGCACACGCACAAUUGAAUUCCACAUGGAACCAACCUCCCCUGAAGCCCCCGCCCCUCCCCCUCACGUUGACUGACUGCUAACACACCCGGUGGCAGCGCUGCAGGCUGUGAGACCACCGCCACCACCAUGGGGCAAAUAGAGAAAAGAACCAGAAUUGACCCAACCAAGCACCCAUACCUUCUACCACCGCCGCGGCCCCCAUCGCUGUGCUUCUCUGGGGGAUGAAACCCAGCGGACAUGCGGUGGCUUUCUCUCUCUGGACCCCCAGGGUGUUUAAGAUGACUCCGUGUCCAGAUGAUUUUAUGAACUUGCGUUGAAAUAUAUCAAUUUUUUUUUUUUUUGCAAGAUGGCUCCUCUGCCCCAAUCACAGGUGGUGUUUUUUUUGUUAAGUUUCUGUUGGGUGGGUGUGGACGAUGUGGUUUGGACACUCAGUGGGGUGGGCAGGCAGGCAACAGCAAGGCUGAGUGGACUGAACUACUUGCUGAGGAGGGGGGAGGGGUUUACAACAUCUAGCCCUUACAUGCAAGAUGGCCGCUUUCAUUCUGUGUUUUUGUUCUUCAUGGUGAGACUGUAAAAGAUCUAAUGGAGGAGAAAUAAAAAAGUGUCGUGGUGGUGAUUUAGAA